CCCAGAAAUUUCCUACAAUAAGUUGUGAGUUUUGUUGCUCAAAUGUCUUUUUUCGGUGGACCUAUGUUCGGAAGAGCCUGCGUGUACUACUAGAAACAGUUUCGCGACACGAAAAUGGUCAUAGUUACUUUUGGAGAAAACAAUUCUAGGCGCACUUACGAGCACCCCCCUUACGAACACUACAGGUGAAAUACCCGAUACCCUUUGAGAGAACAAUGAAAGAAACAACAGAAACAAUGCACCUAGCCCUAAAACAAUAACAGCUAUACAAUAUGACGACAAAUAGAAUUCACUUUCGAAUUACUCGUACCGAGUCAUCUUUCAAAAUCAAGUUUGGUUCGGCGCCAUUUUUUGCCCGUUCAUCUUUCACGGGGACGACAAUGUACAGCGGUAUCUCGUGAGAUGACACAUGCCACAUGCAAACAUUCAAUAUUCGUGUUAUUUGCUUUACCAUUCAUCAAUAUGGUUCGGUCGCUCGCGCUUUUAUUGACUCUAACAGGAGUUUACAUAAUCACUAAACGCUGAAAUCACGGACGCGUUCGGGAAUAAUUGUGCGUCGGCCCACAUCAUGCAGACAACACGGCAGAGAUUGAAGUUUCUUUUUCUUUUCCUUAUCGCCUUCAUGUUAGUCAUAGUAGCUACUUUUUCAUAUUUUGGGUCACACUAUUCAAGUAUCAAAUCUUCAGAAUCUUCCAUAAUCAGGGGAGUUACAGAUGUCGAGGAAAGGCAUUAUUAUAAUAUCCACAGCUGGCAAGAUCUUGUUCCAGUAACAUCAACAAGGAAAGUGAAGAGGAUUAUUUACAAUCGAGUAGGGAAGUGUGGAAGUCGCACUAUGAUACAGCUCAUAUCAUCACUCGCAAGAAAAAGAGACUUCACCGUUAUUGGAUCAACGAGAUAUAAACUCCUGCAUCUUGACCUUCGGGAUCAGGUAGAAUUUGUGGACUUUAUAGAUAACCUUCGGGCACCGUUCAUUUAUCAUCACCACGUACACUUUGUCGACUUUAAGAGAUUUGGCGCUGUUCAGCCCAUUUAUAUUAACCUCAUACGGGAUCCACUCGCCCGCCUUGUUUCUGCAUACUACUACCGAAGAUUUGGAGACUACAGGGAGGGACACAGAACAUGGGGGUUUAAAGGCACAGAGAAACAGAAAAAUCAGUCAUUUGACGAGUGUGUUCUCAAUGACGUAAGCGAAUGUGUGGACCCUGGAAAAAUUUUCUACAUUGUUCCAUUCUUUUGUGGACAUGAAGCCUUUUGCAGGCAACCUUCACAACUGGCUUUGAAACAAGCUAAGAUUAACGUGAUGUUAAAUUACUUGGUGGUCGGAGUCACUGAGGAGUUGCAAGAUUUCCUUUCCGUCCUUGAGAAACUUUUACCGGAUUUUUUCACAGGUGUAUUGGAACUAUACAAAGCACCAGGCGAUGUGCUUCAGAAAGGAAUGACAACUACCAAGACAGCGAAUAAAAAAGGACCCUCUCCGAAAGUAGCAGCGAUCGUGAAAAAACAUCUUGAAAUCGAGUACGACUUUUACAAUUUUGUGAAAGAUAGGUUUCAUAGACUAAAGGCUGAACUAGGUUUACGAACUGCAGCUUAGAAUUAGUAGCACAGUUGUAAAAAGACAUAUUUAUGAUAAUAUCUGGAAAGUAAGGCGUUACCUAUAAUAUAUUAUUAUAUUAAAACAUAAAUUUGAUAAAGUAUCAUUCAUGUAGACCCUAGUUCAGUCCCGCGAAUUGUUCUCAGCUGGAAGUAGACGAGCGGAGAAGAGGCGUCAAAGGGACUGGGGUAAAUAACGUUACCGCAGGAGCUGGUUACCGUUAAAACCAAAUUAAUCAAAUAAUAAAAGAAUCAACUAAAUAUAAUUAACAGAAAUUAUUUAUGCAUCAGUUAUAUUUUAUAUACAGUUUGCUCCCAAGAAACCAGACAAAAUUAAUUUCUCGCUCCAGCCAAGGUACUAUUGAAAUUAAUUUUAGAUGCUGGUGCUGAUUCCCAUUUGAGCUCAUAUUUUGAUUCUGUUUAGUGAUGUCAUCGCGCUGUCCAUAUUAAAAAUGUAAAAUAAUAUUAGCCGAA
This is a messenger RNA of Orbicella faveolata, 2064 nucleotides long. Its product is annotated as uronyl 2-sulfotransferase-like. Gene Ontology annotation, molecular function: sulfotransferase activity. Gene Ontology annotation, cellular component: membrane. The record is from RefSeq and is a predicted model, not a curated record. NCBI's taxonomy places the organism in Eukaryota, Metazoa, Cnidaria, Anthozoa, Scleractinia, Merulinidae.